Bombus pascuorum is the source of this 4525-nucleotide messenger RNA. RefSeq lists its product as uncharacterized. NCBI's taxonomy places the organism in Eukaryota, Metazoa, Arthropoda, Insecta, Hymenoptera, Apidae. The transcript has 6 exons. The record is from RefSeq and is a predicted model, not a curated record.
AUUAAUAAAAUAUCCAUGUCCAAAAACCAAACUCAAAUAUGUUUGAAAAGCAACCAUCAAUUUGCUUCGCAUCGACUUAAAUCGAUACGAAGAACCUAUCCCUCUUCUCACGCUGUCUAUAGACAAACCAUUACUACCUCCACCAUUUACGCUGAAAGAGAAAGAAAAAAAUGAAAGAACUUGGUAGUUGUAAAUCGAAUGAUUCGCAGAAAAAACAGAGAGGAAGAUCGAAGAAGCAGAAAUCGACGUUUAAACUAUUCACCAAGAACAGCUGGCCGAAGGUAAUGAUAUCUCGCAACAGUAUCAUUAACAAGAAGAUCAGAGAUUCCUCUGGAUCUUCAAGUUUGUCGUUUCUUGAAGAAUCUUCGAGCGAGCUGCAAGGAACGGAAGAAAAAGAUGCCUGUCAUAUGGAACAUUUAUAUCGUGAUGAAAAUGUCACGAAUUUCAAGGAAGAAUUGGAUGUUUGUUUGAUCAGUAGCUCCAGCGAAAUUCAAGGAAGUCUUAAAGUGAGCGAGACUUCGAGAGGAAACGAGAAGGCUUUGAAAACGUCCGAUGGGGCGGUCGAAGAAAAUGAUUUUGAUUGCGCGUCGAAAGAAAGUGUAAUCUCUGAUACACGGGAACAACAGACGCCUAUUUUCGUUGAUUUAACAGCUGAUGAGAAAAGCACGUGGAAACAAACGAUUUUGAAGCGAUUCUGUAAUGUAAAGGCAGACAUGACCAAUGAAAAGGAAGAUGAGAACGAGAAGUGCACUAGGAACAUCGCAUUAGAACCUCGAAUUAUAAUAGCAGAUAGUUCAAGCAAAUUAAUUUGUAAUGGAAACAACAGUUUAGCAACUGCUUUACGAGACCGUGGGUCAUGCUUCAUACCGGUACAACCAAAUCGUUCUUUACCUAUUCUUCCGGCACCAUCCGUACCUACGAGAUUCAUUCGAAAAGAUUCAUCAUCUCUCAUCUUACCAAAAUCUACCGUAGACGUAGUAGAAGUAGAAUUAAUGAAAUCAAACAGUACAUUGUUGAAUAAGAAAGAUAUUAUUUCUAAAGAACAAAUAGCAUCAAAAGAUACCGUAAGCUCGAUGGCUUACUUUGUUCCACAAAUUUCGAGCGUGGAAAGUCUGAGUAUGAUAAAGAAAAGAAAUGAUAAUGACAUGGAACACGAGACUAAUGUUAAAGAAAGAAGGAAGAAAAAAAAAUCGCAGGAAGCAAAUUCUAGACAAAAUAAAGAGGAACGUAUGGAAAGUUCGAUUAAAGAGUUCCUAACAAAUUUCUGUGGCUCGAAUGCAACUGAAGGCGUACAGAAUCUUUGUACCGACAAAUGCGUUAGAGCUGCCUCCACGACGAAAGGAGACGAAAAAAAUGGAAAUAAAUUGGUUCCUCCGUUGAGACUGAAGAAAGUCGUGCAUACAGAAACAGAGAGAUACAACGAUUCUCAAAUCGUCACGGGAUCGGAACACGAAUCAAACUAUAGAAUCAUCACAGACACAGCGUCCCAAUCACCACCUAGUCCAAAUUCUAAUAACUGGAACGAUAUACUCUUCGAGAAAGAUACAGAUUUCACCACUUUAAAUACCGAUAACUAUAAACUAAAGUACAGGCGAAAUAGACUAAAACAGAAACUGUGUGAACUACAAAGUAAAGCUUUGGAAUUAGCUAAACAAAUGGCUAGUGACUCGAACUCUCAGCAAAAUAUCAGACUAAGGCAAGUGAUGAAUCGUUACGAGAAGCAAAUAGAAAAUCUAUCAAAAUUACAUAACAGACUGUCUGCAGCCCUCUCGAUCUCUAAGGAAGUGAUUAAUGAAAAUAAUGAUAGCAUGAAUUCUUCUGAUAACAAGUGUCCAUGUAUAAAUUUAAACGAGAGGAACACAGAUUUUUCAGUGAAUAACAGUUCUCCGAUGUCAUCACCUGAACCACCUAAAUUGUCACCACGAUCAUCUCUGGAUUGUCAUAGUAUUCUACCAGAAGAGGUUCGAAAUAGUCCACCAAUUUUGCCAAAGAUAUGUUUAACUAUCUCGUCGAGUCAAGACUCGGUGGAAGAAGAGCUACAAGUCGUUGAAAGGAAAGUUUGGCCUGUGAACGAAGAAUUGAUAAAAUCAACGUUUUCUACAGAUCCACUUCCUGAGGAUUUAACUGAUUCCGUGGACAAAGAUCCUCCAGAUAUUGAGAAACACGUGCAGACUAUGCCUGUAGUCCAUAAAAAUAAUAUCAAUGUCGAUAUAGAAAGUUCUAAUUCUAGUGUAAAUAAGAGGGCUUUCAAUCAUUCGAACAAGGUUACUCAAUCACCAGAGAACAACCAUGCGGCUCGGGAAAAGAAAGACGAAAGAAAUAAAUCGACCAAAGGGUUUUCUCAAUGUCGUCUUGUGAUCCAAGAACCAGAAAAAAUCAAGUGUUUGGAGUUUCCGGAUGUUGGACCCAUAAUAAGUUCUGUAGCUAAUUGCGUGGAAAUACCAACAACUGUUCAAGGAAACAAAUCGUUUGAGGUGAUAUCUGCCAAACAGUUCUCUUCGUCAAGGGAUCAUACACUACAACCUAAUUUUUAUGAAUCCAAUCGAGAGGAAGUACCAUUUUCGACAAAUCAUGAAGACAGUAUAAAUUCGCAAAAGGUUUCAUCGAGUUCGGGUCAGCCAACUCAAUUUGAUUCUUCACAAACGAUGUUGAAUCAGGAAAAGCUCACGUAAGUUAAAUGAAAAAUUAAUAUAUUUUAUUAUCUAUAUUUUUACCUUACAUUUUAUGUAUACAGGUUGCGACAGAGCCGUAAAGGAGAAGAAAUUCUGGCUGAUUCUGUACAGAAGAGUAGUGGGAAUCAUUCUAUAACUGAACAAUUUCCUACUCUUGGUAACUGGUUCGCUCGAAUGUCGAAAAAGCAAGCCUCAAUAACCAAACCCAAAUUACAAGCCACAGAAAAUGUGCCGUUUGUACCAGGAGAAAACACUACACGCCAAAUUUCUGGGUCUGAAAUACCAAAGAUGGUAGGACCUAAUAUCAACAAUCACAUAAUAAAUCCAACGCCUCAACGUGGUACAGAGAAAUGGCAAUAUCAUCAGCAACAACAACUACAACAUGUUGCGGCAUCCGUGACUCUUUCGCAACCUGUUGCAGCAGUUCCUCCUUUACGACCUGGAGCUUGUCCACCACUUCCUAUGACUCAAUUUUACCCGAAUAACUACGCUAUCGAUCCUUACAACAGUGCUGCCUUAAGUUAUCAUCCACCAAUUUGUCCUUACGGUCCUUAUCCAUAUCACCCACGAUUACACUCGGGUUCCUUACCAUUUCAUUUACCUGUGCAAGAAAGCUUGCGAUCAAUGCACCAUAUGGAUAAACGUUUCCCCAUAAUACAAGAUCCAGUUGUGAGGUAUCCUUCACCAUCGACAAACACUCUACAGCAUUCGGGUAAUUUGGAGUUUGAUCGUCUUCGAGGAAACUCUACCACUAACAACAUUGGUACCACAACUUGUUUACCAUCGUUAUUUCUAUCACCACCGUCCUUAUCAACUUCUCAUCAGACCCUGCCUCGAAAUUCUUUAAUUGGCUAUUCGACAAACAAUCAAUUUUCUCGGAACAGAAUGAUACCGGAUGUUGUUGCCGCAGCAGCAGCCGCUGCUGUUGUCGCUGCUGCUUCCUUUGAUAGGCAACGAGAUACGUUGACUUAUAAUAGAACUGAGACGGAUGCAUUAUCGCCUACUGGUAUUCCAAAUGUCAUUGACAGAGAACCACCUCACGUAUCGGGCGCUACUAGAUCAAUUAUUAAUCGUGACGUAACUAAUUUAACUCAAGAUAGUAAUUUUAACAAAGAAAGUCAUGAAAACACUAAGUAUCAACAAAUGCAAAAUUUUGUAUUCGACCGAUUAGCAUUUGUGAAAACCACGGAUAAUUUUGCGCAAACAAAUUCAGUUAUUAAUAAUGAUGCGCAGUCGACGAUGACGUCUAUUGUUCCAACAGCACAAUAUCGAAUGCCAUUAAUUCCUUCACAUGCACAAUCAUCGAAAAAUGUAUUAGAAACUGAAGCUAGGAAUUGCGAGACACCGCAUCUAGGUAAAGUGAAUCGUAGUCCGAAUAGUUCACAUAAUCUCACAUGUUCAAAUUGUGGUAUUAUCGGACCAAAGUUUAAAUGUUUAGGAUGUGAAAUGGCCUUUUAUUGUGAUGAACGGUGCCAAGAGAAACAUUGGUAUGUCCACGUACAAAGAUGCCCAAAGAAAAUGCCAAAAUUAAAGAAAGUCACAUAAAAUUAAUUAGGUUAGAAAUAUAAAUUUCGGAAUAUUGAUUUGAUGCACAAAACGUAUUUUAUGUGGAGUAAAAAAGAUAUUUUUCUAUAGCUUUUUCAUACAAAAGUAAACGUAGUUUUCAAAUGUAGUAUCAUAUAAUAAUACAACAAUAACAAUAAUAUAUAUGUUUAACAUUUAAUAAUAUAACUUUGUUGUGCAAUAAGACUGGUAUACUUCGUAUCAUACACAUCUAAUAUAGUAAAGCAUUACUACAUUCGCACACAUAUGUACCUGAUACAUGUUUAAUAAAAAAAUUUAGCUUAAUUACU